AUGACGGGCCUGGUUCGGCGUCUACCAGUGCCCAGAACUUUCGUCAAUAGUGGUUCCCAGUUCGGCUACAGCUGUUGCUUCUCCGAUUUUACCCCAGCCUGUAGGAUGGCAGAGUUCGGGUACCUCUUCGACCGCAUUCGCAUCAUCAUCCUCCUCCUCUUCUGUUUCCCGUCCGCUUUAUUCCUUGCCUCCAAGGGAACGAGAUUCGGAUCACUUGUCGGCCAGUCGUCUUCCAUCCCUCGCACGUGA
Parastagonospora nodorum SN15 is the source of this 249-nucleotide messenger RNA. RefSeq lists its product as hypothetical. The transcript is spliced from 2 exons. The coding region runs from base 1 to 249 and encodes 82 amino acids. The record is from RefSeq and is a predicted model, not a curated record. Lineage: Eukaryota; Fungi; Ascomycota; Dothideomycetes; Pleosporales; Phaeosphaeriaceae.